AUGCAACACAACUCAUCAUUACCGACCACCACCAACCGGUUCCACCACCCACCAAAACCACCACCCGCCACCACCAUCACUAAAUACCUCCACAACCCAUCACCACCAACCCCACCCAACUCAAUCACUCCUUACCACCACCACCCAUCACCACCAUUUGUCACCACCACCUCCACGUACCACCUACCAAAACCACCACCCGCCACCACCAACACCACCCACCACCACUACCUACUACCCAUCCCACCACCAUCCAACAACACCAUCACCUAUCACCACCCAUCACCACCCACCACCACCACCAUCACCACCUACUACAUACCACCACACAACCACCACCACUUACCAUAUCCCAACGACCACCAACACCCACUACCCCCACCAACCACCCCUACCUCCACCACCAAGAACUACCUACAACCAUCAACGUCAUAUGUGAUUAAAUACAUAUAA
Lactuca sativa (garden lettuce) is the source of this 453-nucleotide messenger RNA. NCBI's taxonomy places the organism in Eukaryota, Viridiplantae, Streptophyta, Magnoliopsida, Asterales, Asteraceae. The record is from RefSeq and is a predicted model, not a curated record.